CUCAAGGCGAAGACCUGCCCUAGAACAUUUCACCUGAUCCAAAUUUAGACACUUGGCAACUGAUUCCUAUUUACGACCGUCGCUCUGUCCCCGUUGUCGCCUGAUCUGACAUUGCGACCUUCUGACCACCAAAGUCAAUGGGGGCGCUGGUUAAGCCCGCUUCGCAUAAUGACGACGUUACUCCCUGAUCCACCACAAAGAAAUAUUGCGCUCACCAAGAGACGAUUUGGGCGGGGUGCGUGUGUCGUACGUCGAGGACUAUCUGCCUUCAAGAGGGCGGGGCGAGGUUUGCCCCGCCGUGCACGUGGCGAAGGCUGAGCUCCAUCGGCGCAUGCGCGGCUACAGCAAGCGCUAGAAGGUCGGAAUUGGAGGGGCGGGAGUCAGCGGGUUCGAUCCCUGCUUCCCCGAGCUGUCGGAUCGGGCACCACGGCUGGAUGGCUGGCUGAUGGGGGGGGGCACGGUGCCCGGUGUGCUGCUGCCAGUCUCCGAGGCCAGCCGGUGCUCUGGGUGAGUCGGACGUGGCACCUGGCACCCUUCGCAGUGGCGGGAGCCCAGGGAGCGAUGGGUUAUGGUGCCGCCACUCCUUCCUCUGAGCCCUAAGGAGAACGAGAAAGGAUAAGGGUCGGGCUCGCCCUCCAGGAGGAAGUUGCCAUGAGCCGCAGCCGGGCCGAGCACCGUCAUGUCGUCUCCAGCGCCUCCGAAGGGCCGGAGCACCCCGCAUCUCCCCCCUUUGCGGGGCCACAGGAGGAAGAGGAGGAGGAGGAGGAGAAGGACCUGAGCCGGGCAUUGCGCGUGGAGCGCUUUGAGGAGCUCUUGCAGGAGGCGCACCCGCGGGGUGUGGACGAAGCCGGACGGAGCUACAGUGAAGAGGAUUUUGAAUACCACCGCCAGUCUUCCCGUCAUAUCCAUCACCCGCUAUCAUCCCACCUGCCCUCCGAGGGCCGGCGGAAAAAGGGCUCGCAAAGCAAGAAAAAGAAGAAGACCCCCAGAGCCCGGGCCUCGGUAGCCGGAGAGACCCCUACCAUUGAAGAGGAGGCGGAAGGGGGCCAGGAAGAGGAAGGGGAGGAUGACACCUGCGACACAGAGACCGAGCCCACCCCAGAGGAGCUGCUGCCAAACAGCUCCCCUGAGGGCGUGCAGUUCUUCCUGCAGGAGGAUGACGCAGAACGGCAGAGUCCCCUCUCCGGAGAGCCAGCUGGGACCGCCGCUCUGCCCUCAGGGCCAAGGGCUGAUGCCGGGAGUCCCCAGGCAGUGGCGGGAACUAAAUCAAGCAGCUCCGACCUGGAGGACUCUGGGGCCACUGUGUUGGCCGAAGGCGUCUCCCCUCCCGAACGCCCGCUUUCCAAAUCACAGCUGGGCCACCGCAGCUAUAACCUCAACGAACGCCGACGCAUCGGCAGCAUGACGGGCAUGGAGCAGGCGCGGUACCAGAAGGUGCCCACUGAUGAGUCGGAGGCCCUGACUUUGGCCUCGGCGGAUCUGGAUUACAUGAAGAGCCACAGGUUUGAGGACGUGCCAGGCGUGCGCCGGCACCUGGUUCGGAAGAGCACCAAAGGGCAGGUGGUGCACCUGGGCAAGGACCGGCAGGAGGCCAGCGCCCGCCUGCGGAAGCAGGACCGGAAGCCCCACGAGGUCUUUGUGGAGCUGAACGAACUGAUCCUGGACAAGAACCAGGAGCUGCAAUGGAAGGAGACGGCCCGUUGGAUCAAAUUUGAGGAAGAUGUGGAGGAAGAGACCGACCGGUGGGGGAAGCCCCAUGUGGCCUCCCUCUCCUUCCGAAGCCUGCUGGAGUUACGCAGGACCCUCGCCCACGGUGCAGUCCUUCUCGACCUGGAUCAGAGGACGCUGCCGGGGGUGGCCCAUCAAGUGGUGGAGCAGAUGAUUAUCUCCGACCAGAUCCGUGCUGAGGACCGCGCCAACGUGUUGCGGGCACUACUGCUUAAGCAUAGUCAUCCCUCCGAUGAGAAAGAGUUCUCCUUCCCUCGCAAUAUCUCGGCCGGCUCGCUCGGCUCUCUGCUGGGUCACCAUCACAGCGCCAACCAUGUCGGAGAAGGCCCCGAGCCCACCGUCACUGAUCCACUCAUUGGCCCUGUGGGUGAGCAUGAGACGCGGGUGGACAUUGAGAAGGAGACCCUGCAGAAGGAAGUGGUCUCCCCUGUUCUGUCCGGCACCAUCACUCGCUCCAAGUCGAAACAUGAGCUGAAGCUGCUAGAGAAGAUUCCAGACAAUGCUGAAGCCACCGUAGUGCUUGUGGGUUGUGUGCAUUUCCUGGACCAGCCCACCAUGGCCUUUGUGCGGCUGCAGGAGGCUGCCCAGCUGGACGCCGUCCUGGAGGUGCCAGUGCCGGUACGCUUCCUGUUUGUGCUCUUGGGCCCUAGCAGUGCCAACAUGGACUACCACGAAAUCGGGCGCUCCAUCUCCACCCUGAUGUCUGACAAGCAAUUCCAUGAAGCAGCUUACUUGGCCGACGACCGGCACGACCUGCUGCAGGCCAUCAAUGAGUUCCUGGACUGCAGCGUGGUGCUGCCGCCCUCGGAGGUGCAGGGUGAGGAGCUGUUACGGAGUGUAGCGCACUUCCAGCGGGAAAUGCUACGCCGGAGGGAGGAACAGGAACGGCGGCUGAUGGCCGGGGCAGCCCUGGAGCCCAAAUCACCGGAGGAGAAAGCCUUGCUGAAGCUGAAGGUGGAGGAGGAGGAAGAAGAAUUGGAGGCCGAUCCUCUUCAACGCACUGGCCGACCUUUUGGGGGGCUUGUCCGGGAUGUCCGUCGGCGUUAUCCCAAGUAUCUCAGCGAUUUCCGGGAUGCCCUGGACCCUCAGUGCCUGGCGGCUGUCAUUUUCAUCUACUUUGCGGCCCUCUCACCAGCCAUCACCUUUGGGGGGCUGCUAGGCGAGAAGACCGAGGGGCUAAUUGGGGUCUCGGAGCUGAUCAUUUCCACGGCCAUUCAGGGCGUUCUCUUCUGUCUCCUGGGAGCUCAGCCACUCCUGGUCAUCGGCUUCUCAGGGCCUCUCCUGGUUUUUGAGGAAGCCUUCUUCACGUUCUGCACCUCGCAUGGCAUGGAGUACCUGGUGGGCCGCGUCUGGAUUGGCUUCUGGCUUAUCCUGAUCGUGUUGGCCAUUGUGGCCUUCGAGGGCAGCUUCCUGGUGCGCUUCGUCUCCCGCUUCACCCAGGAGAUCUUCGCCUUCCUCAUCUCCCUCAUCUUCAUCUACGAGACCUUCUUCAAGCUCAUCAAGAUCUUCCAGGCGCACCCGCUGCACGGCUGCGGGAAUGGCACCAGCGACCUUCUGGGACUAGAGAACGGAACAAUCAGCCGCGAUGCUUUGGAAAUGACCGGCCAGCCCAACACGGCCCUCCUCUCACUGGUGCUGAUGGCUGGCACCUUCUUCAUCGCCUUCUUCUUGCGGAAAUUCAAGAACAGCCGCUUCUUCCCCGGCCGGGUCCGGCGGGUGAUCGGAGACUUUGGGGUGCCCAUCGCCAUCCUCCUCAUGGUGCUGGUGGAUUCUAGCAUCCAGGACACUUACACUCAGAAACUGUCGGUGCCCAGUGGCUUCUCAGUCACAUCCCCCGACAAGCGAGGCUGGGUGAUCAACCCUCUGGGCAGCAGCGAGGCUUUCCCGGUGUGGAUGAUGGUGGCCAGUGUGCUGCCUGCCGUUCUGGUCUUCAUCCUCAUCUUCAUGGAGACACAGAUCACUACGCUGAUCAUCAGCAAGAAGGAGCGGAAGCUGCAGAAGGGCUCUGGCUUCCAUCUGGACCUGCUGCUGAUUGUGGCCAUGGGCGGCUUCUGCGCCCUCUUUGGCCUGCCAUGGCUGGCAGCUGCCACGGUGCGUUCCGUCACACACGCCAACGCGCUCACUGUCAUGAGCAAGGCCGUGGCCCCGGGGGACAAGCCCAAAAUCCAGGAGGUGAAGGAACAGCGGGUCACUGGGCUGCUGGUGGCUGUCCUCGUGGGCUUGUCCAUUGUGAUCGGGGACCUGCUGCGCAGAAUCCCGCUGGCAGUGCUCUUCGGCAUCUUCCUCUACAUGGGCGUCACCUCGCUGAAUGGGAUCCAGUUCUACGAGCGCCUCCACCUGCUGCUGAUGCCCCCCAAGCACCACCCGGAUGUGCCCUACGUCAAGAAGGUACGCACGAUGCGAAUGCACCUGUUCACGCUCCUGCAGCUGGCCUGCCUGGCCGUGCUCUGGGCCGUCAUGUCCACUGUGGCCUCGCUGGCCUUCCCCUUCAUCCUCAUCCUCACCGUGCCUCUCCGGUUGUGCCUGCUCAGCCGCAUCUUCACGGAGCGGGAGAUGAAGUGUCUGGACGCGGCCGAGGCAGAGCCCAUCCUGGACGAGAGGGAAGGGGUGGACGAGUACAACGAGAUGCCCAUGCCGGUGUGACGAGAGAACGCUGAAACCUCAGAUGCCGAGAGCUGACCACCCCCUCCUCUCACCCCAGUGCCUUUGCGUGUCAAUAUGGGAGGAAGGGCCGGUCUUGAGCCCCUCCUGAUCCCUUGCGUGGUCUGUCUGCGGAGCAGCAUCCCCUGCCCGGCGCCCCAUCAGCCGCUGGAGAGCUUACGCGCAUCCUUCAAUUCUAUGCACCAGCCUGAGGGGGGCGCGACCCCUCCAGGAAGGACCACGACUGCAUUUAGGAUCUCAAUCCACAGCUUUAUCAGAGGUGGGGGGCCGGAGAGAAAUCGGUUGAGGCAGGACUGGGCCCUGGCGCCUUUGAGCCUCCCCAGCCUUCCCCCCCCCCCCCAUUCAGGACAAGGAGAGCCAGCAGCAGGGAGUAGGCCCUAAGCCACAGGAGGGACCUUUCUUGGAGCAGGUACCUGCCCCCCCCCUUUUAAUCCACCGGCCAGGCCGUGUUGAAAUCGGGGUCCAGGGAGGAAGGAAGCAGAGACGGGAAACUUUGACAGAUAAUAAAAUGGAGGGCUCCUGC
Ahaetulla prasina is the source of this 4912-nucleotide messenger RNA. It is a transcript of the gene SLC4A2, whose product is annotated as solute carrier family 4 member 2. Bases 652 to 4371 code for a protein of 1239 amino acids. Lineage: Eukaryota; Metazoa; Chordata; Lepidosauria; Squamata; Colubridae. Gene Ontology annotation, biological process: regulation of intracellular pH; monoatomic anion transport; transmembrane transport. Gene Ontology annotation, cellular component: apical plasma membrane; basolateral plasma membrane; plasma membrane. Gene Ontology annotation, molecular function: monoatomic anion transmembrane transporter activity; solute:inorganic anion antiporter activity. The record is from RefSeq and is a predicted model, not a curated record. The transcript has 24 exons.